This is a messenger RNA of Patella vulgata (common limpet), 1390 nucleotides long. RefSeq lists its product as uncharacterized. Bases 273 to 1346 code for a protein of 357 amino acids. Lineage: Eukaryota; Metazoa; Mollusca; Gastropoda; Patellidae. The transcript has 4 exons. The record is from RefSeq and is a predicted model, not a curated record.
UACGAUCAAAAUGAUCGCGCUGUCAAACUAUCUUUCAAUGUUAACCAACCCCCGCAACAGGUAUAUUGGAUUCGACCAAUACGUCACGAAGACAUUGUUGACAUCGACUCUGUCGAAAUUACAAGUAAAUUUUCAAAUUUUUCAAGAGAGAAAUUGUUCUCAUCGUUGUGAUAAUUAGUUGUGCAAUGGAUUUUAUCGAACGGGAGUUCAUUACAAACACACAGAUUUACAGUAUAGUUUUAAAAUAAGUGAAAGGAGGUGUCGGCUACCACAUGUUUGCCUGCAUAAAUAGAACGAGUAUCCAAAUAGGUAAACAGAAGAUAUCGCCUGGUUAUUAUAUAGACGAGUUACUUAAUAAUGUAAGUCGUACCUCUGUGCGAUAUUCUACCACACAAAAUCAGAAAAUGACUGAUUUGGAUGAAAUGAAAUCUGAACAAUCGACUGGGACUGAUGGAAUAAGAAGACCCAAAUGGCUUCCAUUUUUGACAGCCAUGAAGUUUACUCAAGAUUUUAAUGAAGAUAAAACAGGUGUUGUAGUUCAUCAUCCAGGGUUAUCAUUCGAAUCAUACGACAGAGAUGGUAAUCCAUCAAUUACCAGUAUCAUGAAGUUACUGAUGUCGGCCCGUGCUUAUGCCUAUCAUAAUCCUAUCGACAAUACAGGCGCAACCUUCCUCGAUUAUGCUAAAAUGACAGACGACUGCUUCACAUUUAUGGCAUCAUCAGAGAUCAAAGUCGAAAAAAUGAUGUAUGACAUUCAAAUUGUGAAAACACCAUUGGAUAUCAAGGUAAAUCUCGGAUAUAUAGGAAAAUCAUCCUUGAACUCUGUGGCAGAAGUGACUCUACCUUUCAAUGGAAUGACUCUGCUGAGGAAUGUGAAUCAGGUUGUCGUGAUUGACAAGUUGACACGUAAACCUAAACCAGUUCCAGAUUGGUGGAAGGAGAAAUAUUCAGGCUGUACUGUUAGAAAUCAGCCUCUUAUUAUUCCUAAACUUGUUAGACCAGAUAAGUAUUAUACUUACAAAUUCUAUGUGGCAUGGAGUGACACAGAUAACUAUAAUCAUACCAACUCGGCAUCAUAUUCCAGAUUUGCAAUCAACGCUAUUCAGAAUGCAUCGUCUAACAAAUAUUUUAAUUCCCUAACCCAAGACAAAUUGAACUCCGGAAUCAAGAAAAUUCAAAUGUCUUAUAUAGGUGAAAGUGCUGAGGGGGAUCUAAUAGAAAUAAGUGUAUGGGAAGCAAGUGAUAAGCCAAUUGCAUAUUGUCAAUUCCUGAAAGAGGGCAAAGCUGUAUUUCAAUGUAGUGUUUUGUAUAAUAUGCCUGUUGACUAUCCUGAUGUGGGUAUUUAAAAUACAAUGUUAUUACCUUACUAAUUAAAUGAUAUAUAAAAACA